AUCUUUUGCAACUGCACAGACAUUUGCUACGGGCAGCUGAUCGCUGGGUCCCAGCGCCGCUGGUUUCACAAUUUCGCGGGUGCCCCCCACCAUCCCCAGCCCGCAGCAUAAUCGGUGAAGGGAGCCUGCGGUUUCUCCGCCGCGCCUUCGCCCGUUGCGUCCUGCGAAGCCAGUGGAAUCGGUGGUCACAAGGAAAUUAUGACAGGAGCAACCUGCAGGGGUUUAGAUCUGACAGAAAUAUUCUAAUGGUAGGCAUUGCAUCGCUUAGCCAUAUUUGUAAUUUCUUCUUUGUAGGGUUGGUUCUCUGUAACUUUUGCUUACCUUAAAAUUAUUUUUGUGUCUUGCUCUGAGGACAAUGUUACCGAUGUGUUUUUCAUUUUUACUUGCAUUUCAGACUUUCAUUAUUUUAAAUUAUGUAUUUUUUUUUUCUUCUAAUUUUGAGCGUCUCAGAUUCGUGCUUCUUGACUUUCAUUCUCUCAGGAGCCGGGGAGCCGAGCUCGGUCUUAGCCUCGCUGGUAUCAGGUUCCGGGUUCUGUCUGGAGGCUCCGCUUCCUAUGCAGAGCUGGCGGUUUUGUAUCAGCACGUUUGCCAGUGGCGCCCACUGGGCGUUUUCUCAGUUGCUGCACCCAACGUGACAUUUCCCGUUCGCGGGGUCCUUAGGUUCUCAGUGCUGUCACUUUUUCGCUCCUACAACCGCUAGUAUCUCCUAGGAACUUCCUGAACCCCGUUUUGCCGUGCAGAACGGUGAUUGCACCGAGCCGCUGUUCGCACUAGUAAUUGUGUGGUACCAUUAGCCGGCGCUUUUUCUGUCACAACCCAUUAAAACGGGUUAAAACAUAUUAAACCUAUCAAACACAUUGAACGGAUUAAAACACAUUAAAUGCCGCAACACAUUUUUCUGGUACAACACAUUGAAACAGAGUUGGUUCAUUCCUCCAAACAGGUUGUUUAGGUGUGGAAGCACCGCUCUUAGUUCUAAGAGCAUGCUGUUUCUCUUUAGCAGCACCCUUUACGGCGCCAAAACGGAUAUUUGUUUGGCAAUACCAGCGCUAUCCGCUAGGUGCCGGCGCUUGCUAAGUUCAACGCGCCAGUUUCUCGUUUGCAAGGUGGUUAGGGCAGAGCCCUAGCAGACAGUUUUCCGGUGGCAGCAACGCUCAUUUCCCGGAAACGGGUGGUUCUUGGCCCUUGCGCGCUCUUGAAUACCUGCGUUCUGUAGCGCUAGUUCUCUUCAAGAUUUGCUUAGUGUCAUUUCAUUUCGGUUUCUUUUCUCGCCAUGUUUUUCUGUCGGAAUUACGGUUCGUUUUGGUUCUAUGUACUCUCUAAAAUGUUAUCGUUUUUCAUUUGUCUACUAAUUUUCGUGCAUUUGUUACUACUGAGUUUCUUAAUAUCUGACUGGCCUCCGCCCACGGGCUCUGCAGAGCAUAAAUACUCAGGCUGAUGGUAGUGCAGAGACUCUCCCUCCUUGAUCAGCGCAAACGUUGGUCUGAGGCUUGAGGGAUGGAGCAACAUUUUCUUGGCUGUGUGAAGCGGGCUUGGGAUUCCGCAGAGGUGGCGCCAGAGCCCCAGCCUCCACCUAUUGUGAGUUCAGAAGAUCGUGGGCCGUGGCCUCUUCCUUUGUAUCCAGUACUAGGAGAGUACUCACUGGACAGCUGUGAUUUGGGACUGCUUUCCAGCCCUUGCUGGCGGCUGCCCGGAGUCUACUGGCAAAACGGACUCUCUCCUGGAGUCCAGAGCACCUUGGAACCAAGUACAGCGAAGCCCACUGAGUUCAGUUGGCCGGGGACACAGAAGCAGCAAGAGGCACCCGUAGAAGAGGUGGGGCAGGCAGAGGAACCCGACAGACUCAGGCUCCAGCAGCUUCCCUGGAGCAGUCCUCUCCAUCCCUGGGACAGACAGCAGGACACCGAGGUCUGUGACAGCGGGUGCCUUUUGGAACGCCGCCAUCCUCCUGCCCUCCAGCCGUGGCGCCACCUCCCGGGUUUCUCAGACUGCCUGGAGUGGAUUCUUCGCGUUGGUUUUGCCGCGUUCUCUGUACUCUGGGCGUGCUGUUCACGGAUCUGUGGAGCUAAGCAGCCUUAGAUAGCAGCAGAAGGCUUUUUGGAUUCUCCUCCUUGAAAAGAUUCUCAGUUACCAAACGUCUCCACCUAGAAAAUAAAAAUACAUUAAGAUGUGC
Molecule: messenger RNA, 2173 nt
Organism: Homo sapiens (human)
Lineage: Eukaryota; Metazoa; Chordata; Mammalia; Primates; Hominidae
Gene: ANXA2R
Product: annexin A2 receptor
Exons: 2
Coding region: 1498-2079 (193 amino acids)
Molecular function (GO): signaling receptor activity
Source: RefSeq, marked validated